Topomyia yanbarensis is the source of this 2688-nucleotide messenger RNA. RefSeq lists its product as uncharacterized. Bases 177 to 2651 code for a protein of 824 amino acids. The record is from RefSeq and is a predicted model, not a curated record. NCBI's taxonomy places the organism in Eukaryota, Metazoa, Arthropoda, Insecta, Diptera, Culicidae. The transcript is spliced from 6 exons.
CCACCCUGGACUAAACAUCUGAUUGUUUUAUUUUUAUUGUUUGUUUAUUGUCACUACUUCGGGUUGCUGUGGGGAAUUUGUAGUAGUAACUUAAAACUUUUGUGUUAUAAUAAUUUUAUAAUACAUUAAAUAAAUAUGAACACAUUAUAAAAAGAGCAGUUUGCGUAUUUGCGGCCAUGAAGCCCAGUCCAAAAAAAUCUAUUUCGUCAAAAGUGAAGCAACGUUCGAAGAUUAGUACCGGUGGAGGAUCUUCCAAUGCAACUGCAUUAGGAGCGUCUGUGGCAGUGACAGCAACAAAUUCAAACAAUGUGGGUAACAACGUGUCCGGUCUGCCGCACCCCUACCAUAACCACCAUAAUGCCCAACUGAUGCGCAUCGGAGCAGCCGGCGGAAGUGACACUAAUUCGUCGGGAAACGACGCCAAUAUCUGCAUUGCUGCUAAGGAUAAGGGAUCCUACCAGUCGUAUGCUGGUUUCAGUUCCCGUUCAGUGCGGACAAUUUGGGAACAACAUGACAAACAGGAAACCGAGGUGGCAUCAGAAGUGUACAGCAAACUAGCGGAGGAUACAACCUAUAAAUUAUGGGAAUUAGCCAACAAUAUUAAGACAUAUAGUCGCCACAGUAGCGGCAAAGUAACAUACGAACUUGUUAAUGAGGUGCUCAAGGAUUGCGAUAUUCCUCCAAUUAUUGGAGCUAACAAUGAACCAUGGGAUAAAAUUGAGUACGAUGGGGUGUACUUUUUCAACUCGGAUGAAGUUUUGGAUCUUCGAGAAGAAUAUAUUAAGGAUGUAACGAUGGAACAAAGCAACAUACCAGUGCUUUCAACUUCGUGGAUGGCGGAGUCGGCAAUCGCUGAAGAUCUUAUUGAACUGUACAAUAAUGUAUGUGAUGCUGUUUACAUCGGCGAUGAGGAAUGUUUCGAAGAAGCAAUCGAAAUAUUAACCACUAACCCACAUGUUCCUUCCUUGAUGAAACUGUUACUAACGAAGGCCAUUGAGAUGCUGGGGUUUGAGUAUACUGAAGGCACUCUGACUCGGACGUUACAGUUUUUGGAGGCACUUGUAAGAAAUCAUCACGUAUCGCAUUCAGAUUUGACGUUAGAGCUUAGUUUGCUAAGUCAAAUUUUUGUAAAUUUGUUGUUGGGACCCCCUAGUAUGACCCAAGCAAAGUUUAUUCCUGCACAGCAAUUAAACUUGGAUUUGCUACCACCGAGUCAACACCAUCAACCAUUAUCGAUAGCACCAAACGGAACAGAAUCCUCGCUGGAAUCAGGUCCAGCCUCACAGAAUAACAUGGAUCAAAUUCAGUCCACUUUUAAUCAAUCCGCAAUGAUUUCGAUGAAUGUUUUGGAAAAUAAUUUAACUGGUCCAUCGGAAGAUUCCAAUAACUCAAACUCAAAUGCUACCGAGGAGCUACUUCGUAGUAUUGAACACAUAAAGGAAGGACCCGAUGGGAUCGAUAUCAAUAACAUUAAGGAUGAAUACGAGGCAUUGUUUUCGAUGGUUCAAGGGCUGGGAAAGCAGGAAACUGGCGAAGACCAAGAAAAUACUCCCGAAAGUGACGGGUUUCAGAUAAAAACUGAAUUUGGUAACGAAUUUGAUUCGUCGUCGCACAACUUUAUGAUUCAGCAAAGCGGACCGAUUAUGGAAGAAACAGGAGCCAACUAUGAGAUUAAACAGGAACAUGAAUCAAAAUUGAAGCAGGAAACGGCACUUGUUGAAGACCCUGACGAGAAUGUGAGUCUUCAGAUGUCGGAAAGUACAAGUGGUGAGGUAAUAAAUCCAAACUCGACUACUUUGGAAAGUGAGAACAUAAUUACGUUGAUAUGCGGUGAUCACCUGGUCGAUCAUGUGAGCCGAGUAAUCGGCCUUUGUUCCAGCAAGUGGGGUUUUGUUGAGCAGGAGUGCACGUUUCUGCUAGUGGAACGAUUGCAACGAUAUUUUGAUGACAAAAAACAAUCAUCAAUUGACUAUAAUUGGCUCUCUAGAAUUCUGCGUGGUUUAUGGUCUGUGGGAGAAUUCGCAUUUCGAGAGAUGAUUCCAUACUUCGAACUAAUUGAUUCGGAUAGUGUCACGGAAUUAAUCAAUUGCUAUAUGAAUAAUGCUGGUAUAUUUCUUCGAGGAGCAAGCGAUAUUUUCCUGUACGAAUACUUAAACGAACUGUGUGGAGAUGGUUUGCUGCCUUUCACAUUUCAUUAUGAACAAUAUAUUGAAAGAAAACAUCAACAUUAUCAUCGUCUUCGUACGAUCGUGAACGAGGGCAAGCAUUGUUACAAAAUUAACAAUAAAAUCGUUCUCAAAAUUCACCCAAAGUCUUCCUCUUUGAAACCCCCGCCUACCGUGAACGACAUGUUUCCCGAAAAAUCAGAAAGACAAUUGGACAGUGUAGUAAGCAGCAAUCAACAAACACCGUCGGCUAGAUUUAGCUUUCGCUUUGCAGGUUGUCGACCAGUAGCUCUUAAAUCUGGCAGGCAUCGAAUCCUUCGGUGCGGUCGACAAGAAUUCAAUCCGCAUCCGGUAGUAAGGCAAAGCGAUGCUAUGCUAAAAAGUUUUCAUGCAAAGGUAGUCAUCGUUCGCAGAAAACUAUUACCUCCGGAUACAAACCAGAGCCAACCACAGCGAAUAUAUUGCUAUGGCUCAACGGUUCUAUAACGAAAUUCGUAUUCAAUAUAAUCGAAAUCGAAAUGUA